CAUGCUUAUCCCUUCGCGCGAAUAUUUUGUUUUGUGGAAAACCUUAAAAAUUAAUAUUUUCAUAUUACUAAAUAAACGUUUGGCGAAGAUUUAACUUAUAAUAAUAAAUUAGAAAAAUUAUGGCUUCAGAUUCUGACUCUAAUGAAAAUGGCACGGAAUCUAAUGAUUUGUUUAGUCAUGAUUCACAAUCACAAAAAUAUAUUUGUGCAGAUAGUUUAUCAGCUGAAAACUAUUUUUUAACUAAUGGUUCUGAUAACAGCAUUACAUCUGAUGUUAAUCCUAGUGAUAAAAAUAAGUUGCAUAUGGAAUCCAAAGCAGAUAAAGGAAGUGAGAAUUCAACUGGUAUUCAGAAAGUGAAGGAUACAUAUGUGUUAAAUAAGUCAAGUCCUCGAAGUGUAGAUAACAUUACACUGUCAUCUAAAAAUGACCAUGCAAGUUUUGUUGAAAAAGAUGAUUUUUUAUCAUCUGGAGCCGCUAUUUCAGAUCGAAGAGACAACCCUUGUCCAUCUGAAAACAGUUCCGUUUCAUCUAUUCAAGAAAUAAAAAAAGAAGAUACUAAAAUUAAAUUACUGCGUAUUGUAUCCAAUCAAUUUAAAGGAAGCCCUACACAUAAUGGUGUACAGUUUAGAGAGCGGGAGGGUACUAAUCAAGAUGUAUUUCAGUUGUGGGAACUUUUCCAUUCAAAUAAUUAUGAAGUUAAAAUUUAUGAUAAUAAAACUGUGAACAACAUACGUGAUUUAAUCUUAAUGGAGUCUCCCAGUUUAAAGUUAGAUCAGACUGUUGGUUUAUAUGUUAUUGUUAUUUUAUCACAUGGUUUUAAUGGUGGUGUUUAUGGAAGUGAUUGUAAGAAACUGAGUUUUAGACAAAUAAUUGCUGCAAUGAAUAUGAAUAAAUGGCUUAUUGGUGUAACAAAAGUGGUUUUCAUCCAGGCUUGCCAGGAUAAUGAAAAAAAUGUAAUUUAUCCAUUCUCUGUUUUGAGAUAUUUAACUGACUGCUUGGCAACUGACUGCUUGGCUAAAAAAUCGGAUGUUUUAAUUUCUGUAGCUGCGAUGCCUGGUCAAUCAGCUUAUCUUCGAAAUUAUUUUGGUUCGCCUUACAUUGAACACCUAUGUCGUUUAAUUCGAGAAUAUGGAGAAAAAGAGCCAUUACAAGUUAUUUUAAAACGCCUUGAAAAAUAUUUUAGUGAAAUAUCAAUCAAAAUAGAGCCAAAUACAUUGAAGCAAAUACCAACGACACUUGGUUCUUCAAAAUAUAUUUGGAUAUAACAGUUGUGUCAAUUAAGCAAAAUUUCUUUCUUGAAAAAACAGUAGAAAAAAAUAUUUUUAUUGCAUUGUAUUUUUGAUACAAUUAAUUAGUUUUACACUAUUAAUAUAGUAUUAUUAUUACUAUUAAUAUAUUUAUGUCUAUAUUGAUAUAUUGUAUUAGGUAUUUGCUUUAUAUUAG
Molecule: messenger RNA, 1443 nt
Organism: Hydra vulgaris (swiftwater hydra)
Lineage: Eukaryota; Metazoa; Cnidaria; Hydrozoa; Anthoathecata; Hydridae
Product: caspase-3
Biological process (GO): proteolysis
Molecular function (GO): cysteine-type endopeptidase activity
Source: RefSeq, a predicted model, not a curated record